GCGAGAGUCGGGUUACAAGAUGGCGGCGGCGCCGCGGUAGCUGCUGAGGCGGCGGAGCGGCGCCAGCGAGGGCCGGGGCCGCGGCGCUCUGUGGCCGGCGGGGAGCCAUGGGAAGCGGCGCGUUAAAGGCCCCGCGGUGCCCCUGAGCUGCCCGGCGGCCCCGCUUCCCCCUCGCUCCAUCGGCCUCCGGCAGGCGGAGCGGGCCCCGGUGCGGAGGCCCGAGGCCGGGGCUGCACCAUGUCGGACACCCGUCGGCGGGUGAAGGUGUACACCCUCAACGAGGAUCGGCAAUGGGACGACAGGGGCACCGGGCACGUCUCCUCCACAUACGUGGAGCGGCUCAAGGGGAUGUCGCUGCUGGUGCGCGCCGAGUCGGACGGUUCGCUACUGUUAGAAUCGAAGAUAAAUCCAAAUACUGCAUAUCAGAAACAGCAGGACACCCUGAUUGUUUGGUCAGAAGCAGAGAACUAUGAUUUAGCACUGAGUUUUCAAGAAAAAGCUGGUUGUGAUGAAAUCUGGGAGAAAAUCUGCCAGGUCCAAGGUAAGGAUCCUUCAGUGGAAGUCACGCAGGACCUCAUUGAGUCAGAAGAGGAGCACAUAGAAGAAAUGCCUGAAACUAGUCCUUUGAUCGACCUUCCGACUUGUGAACUCAACAAACUUGAAGAGAUUGCUGACCUAGUUACCUCUGUCCUCUCCUCGCCCAUCCGUAGGGAAAAGCUGGCACUGGCCUUGGAGAAUGAAGGCUACAUAAAAAAACUACUACAGCUCUUCCAAGUGUGUGAGAAUCUGGAGAACACCGAAGGCUUACAUCAUUUGUAUGAAAUUAUUAGAGGAAUUUUGUUCCUCAACAAAGCAACUCUGUUUGAGGUGAUGUUUUCAGAUGAGUGUAUUAUGGAUGUUGUUGGAUGCCUGGAAUACGAUCCUUCUUUGGCUCAGCCAAAACGGCACAGGGAGUUCUUGACCAAAACAGCAAAAUUUAAGGAGGUUAUUCCUAUAACAGACUCUGAACUCAGGCAAAAAAUCCACCAGACUUACAGGGUACAGUACAUUCAGGACAUCAUCUUGCCCACACCGUCUGUGUUUGAAGAGAAUUUUCUCUCUACCCUCACUUCCUUUAUUUUCUUCAACAAAGUUGAGAUUGUCAGUAUGUUGCAGGAAGAUGAGAAAUUUUUGUCUGAAGUUUUUGCACAGUUAACAGAUGAAGCUACAGACGAUGACAAACGGUGUGAACUGGUUAACUUUUUCAAGGAAUUCUGUGCGUUUUCCCAGACAUUACAACCUCAGAACAGAGAUGCAUUUUUCAAAACGUUGGCAAAGUUGGGAAUACUUCCAGCCCUUGAAAUUGUAAUGGGAAUGGAUGAUCUGCAAGUUAGAUCUGCUGCUACAGAUAUAUUUUCUUAUCUAGUAGAAUUUAGUCCAUCCAUGGUCCGAGAGUUUGUCAUGCAAGAGGCUCAGCAGAGUGAUGAUGAUAUCCUCCUCAUCAACGUGGUCAUUGAGCAGAUGAUCUGCGACACCGAUCCCGAGCUCGGGGGCGCUGUGCAGCUGAUGGGGCUUUUGCGGACUCUGAUAGAUCCAGAGAAUAUGUUGGCCACAGCUAAUAAAACAGAAAAAAGUGAAUUUCUCAAUUUCUUCUACAACCAUUGUAUGCACGUUCUCACUGCACCACUUCUGGCCAAUACAGCAGAAGAUAAAUGUGACAAAGAUGCAGUAGUUGGGUCCACAAAGAGUAAUACAGUUUGUCCUGAUAAUUACCAAACGGCACAACUACUUGCCUUAAUUUUGGAGCUGCUGACUUUUUGUGUGGAGCACCACGCAUAUCACAUCAAGAACUACAUUAUGAACAAAGAUUUGCUAAGGAGAGUACUGGUCUUGAUGAAUUCAAAACACACGUUUCUGGCCUUGUGUGCUCUUCGCUUUAUGAGGAGGAUAAUUGGCCUAAAAGAUGAAUUUUAUAACCGUUACAUCAUCAAGGGAAACCUGUUUGAACCAGUUAUAAAUGCUCUGUUGGAUAAUGGAACUAGGUACAAUCUGCUCAACUCUGCUGUGAUUGAGCUGUUUGAAUUCAUCAGAGUGGAGGAUAUUAAGUCCCUUAUUGCACAUAUAGUUGAAAACUUUUAUAAUGCACUUGAAUCCAUUGAGUAUGUUCAGACGUUCAAGGGACUGAAGACAAAAUAUGAGCAAGAGAAAGACCGACAAAACCAGAAGCUGAACAGUGUUCCAUCUAUAUUGCGUAGCAAUAGAUUUCGCAGAGAUGCAAGAGCCUUAGAGGAGGAUGAAGAAAUGUGGUUCAAUGAAGACGAAGAGGAAGAAGGUGAAGCUGUUGUGCCUCCAGUUGAGAAGUCCAAACAGGAGGAUGAUUUUCCAGAUAGCUAUGAAAAAUUUAUGGAAACUAAAAAAGCUAAGGAGAGUGAAGACAAAGAGAAUCUUCCAAAAAGGACUUCAGCUGGGGGAUUCAAAUUCACUUUUUCCCACUCAGCCAGCACAGCCAACAGUGCAAAUGGUGCAAACAGCAAAUCUGUGGCAGCUCAGACGUCACCAGCAAGCUCCAACGGCUCCUCAUCAAAGAACACAACCCUGACCACAGCGGUGACAGCCACCAAGGGAAGCCUGGUUGGCCUCGUGGAUUAUCCCGAUGAUGAAGAUGAUGACGAAGAGGAGGAGGCAUCUCCAAGGAAAAGACCUCGUUUGGGUUCAUAAAUGAAACCAAAACUUUGGAAUAAAAACUUUUUCUUAUGGGGUUUCAAAUGCUGCAACUGUUUUAAGAGCUAAAAAGGAAUCUGAUUCAGAAAGCUUUCUCCCAUGAGUAUAUAAGAUAAUACAAGGAGUAGCAAAAGAAACUCGGUGUAUCAGCUAGAAAGGGUUAGUUCUGUAAACACGAAGCUUCCAAGGAACUGAAUAUCUUUCUAGUAAGUCAGGAGUCUGCCAUUCAGGCUGUCAGCAAACUGAAAUCAAAAGCAGCGGGUUGGUGUUCAGAGGACCUGGAUGCUGGCUCCUCAGUGAGGAAAGGCUCAGGUGUGGGGAGGGCAGGGAGGGAAGGGGGUGUAAAACACUUUUUAAAUACUAUUGCAGGGUUUCCCCAGUGUUUAACAGAACUAGGAGAGAAAAAAUAACAAUUCAAGCUUCAAUUUCCAACCUGGUAAUCUUAAUUUUGUAAUGGUGCUGUCCGUUGUGUUCUUUUAGCAAUGCCUCUUUUAAAACUGAAGGGAAAACUAACUCUGUUUGCAGAACAAUCCAGAUUUGGGGACCAUUUCUUAGCAAUUCAGUGACAUUUCUCGUGGUUGGUCGGAGGGAGGGACACUGCAGUUCCAGUGCAUGUUGAGUUGUUUCAACCAGUUCAAAAGAAGGUUUUAAUUUGUGUUUUUCAAGAGGAGCAAAUGGAAGCUGGAUUCCAAACAGAUGGUUUUGCUUGGUUUUCCAAUUCGACAUCCAGUAAUAGCCAUGCCAAGGAACAGGCGCUUCCACAGUACCUCCAGGAGCUGCUCGUGUGGCAGCGGUGCACGUGGCCAGCCGCCGGCUUUGCGGUGGGAAGGAUCCUGAUUGGAAUUGCUGCCUGGGAUGCGAGGUGAGCUGUCUCUCCAUGGAGCAGGGAGCCCUUCCCCGUUGGUGAGGUGUAACUGAGGUGGUCAUGGGCAGCACCACCGCACUGGUCACCGCGAUGAGCUGAGCAGCGCUUUUAACACCAAAGUCACUUUGGACCAAGAUGAAAUUGUUCCUCACAGCACAGCGGGCUCUGAGGCGGGAUCCACAAGCAGCACCUGAGCCCGGGUGUCACACAAAAGCUGCUUUUUUAACCCAUCAAAGCACAUUCCACGUAGGUGACAAGUCGAGGUGAGUUGGCAGCGAGUGGAUAGAGGCAAACAGCGCAGGUUUUAUGUCCAAGAGCAGCGAGUGAACUGUAAAUACUUUAAUGUUAGUUUGCCCACAUGUGAUCUGAGAUCAUGAGGAAGCGAGAGGAGAUUCCCCAGUGACAACUGCCGUGUCAGGAAGGUUAAAACCAGCUGCAAUCCACCGCGUAGAUCACUCGUAAUACGUGUUUUGGGUCCAUUUCUCCUGGAAUAGUUUUAACUGAAGCAGUUUCUCUGUUUUGGAGAUUUUUUUGUAGGUAGUUUUAAUUUUAGCUAUUGUUUGGAAAAAGAUGGGCUGUCUGUGUAGAUAUGAAGUAUAGUUUUUUUUCCAUAAAACAGAAGUUUAUUUUGUAUUAAAAAUACCACUGUACUUGUUUUACACCAUUUGUAUACAUGUGGUGAUAUUAAUGCUGAACUGUAAAAUUCAGGAAUUAAAAUGUGACCCUGUAAUUCCAUAAGUAUUGCUUUGGUUUGGUUUGUUACACAUGGGAAGUUAACUCUGAAUUUUAAAUGUGGCCGUUUUAGAGGAUUUUUAAAGGUUAGUUAUCCAUGCAGUUUGGAAAGUAACUCUAUACCACUAGAUGAAAUCCCAAAGGGAAUGUGUGAGCUCCUCCCAGUGCAUAAGCUAACCAUGAGCAUUGAUGGAUGAGUGGACCUGGGGACAGUGGUGGUGCCCUUUGUGGCUCCAGGCAGCCAGGAAUGGGACUCCGUAUUCUUCACCCAUGGAACGAAGUGCUACUGAUGCACAAGGAAGUGUCUGCUGUUAAAGGGGAGCUGCAGCAGCAUCAUUGUGAGUUGGUGAUCAUCUGCUUUCCUUCCUGAGGAGUCUUCUGUCUGUUGUAAAGAUGAUUUAACUUCCAGCACCACACAUGCUACUCAAGAGGUGUAUGUGCCUUUACUAACCUGAGGCUGGAAAAUGCCAUCUGGUCUGUGGACCUGAACUGUUCUGAUGCUCUUUCACCACUACCCAAACCAAGCUCUCCGAGGGUCUCUGCCUGAACUGUGUCCUUCCCCUGCUCACCACCACCCCAUCUUGUCCCUCAAGUACUGGCAGGAGCUUUAAAACCACACUCAGACCAACAUGAGGAUUUUUACAGCAAGAAUAAGAAUGUAAUGAAUUUUUAUAGUUACUAGAAGCAGACUGUGUAAAGUGGCAUUAGAUGUCCCAUUUAAGGAAAAGCCCUAAAAUCCCUGUAGCAGAUGAGGUGCAGCAGCACCCUUUUCACCUGGGUCUGUCCUCCCACCCUGUGGGUGCUGUUCCCAGCCUGACCUGGUUGGUACUGCUGGGUUCUGCCUGCAGGCAGCUGUGUUCCCGUGCCUGGGGUCCUUCCACUGCUGCUCUUUGGGGGAAAGAACAGAACAUCUGCCAACGUGUACCAGUUAUAAAUGCUAUUUUAAUAAAAAGUUACAUGAAAUUUGAA
This is a messenger RNA of Neopsephotus bourkii (Bourke's parrot), 5266 nucleotides long. RefSeq names its product protein phosphatase 4 regulatory subunit 3B (gene PPP4R3B). Gene Ontology annotation, molecular function: protein phosphatase activator activity. The record is from RefSeq and is a predicted model, not a curated record. The coding region runs from base 238 to 2697 and encodes 819 amino acids. NCBI's taxonomy places the organism in Eukaryota, Metazoa, Chordata, Aves, Psittaciformes, Psittacidae. Gene Ontology annotation, cellular component: protein phosphatase 4 complex; nucleoplasm. Gene Ontology annotation, biological process: protein dephosphorylation; DNA damage response. The transcript is spliced from 16 exons.